Saccostrea echinata is the source of this 976-nucleotide messenger RNA. Its product is annotated as probable caffeoyl-CoA O-methyltransferase 1. The coding region runs from base 87 to 932 and encodes 281 amino acids. Lineage: Eukaryota; Metazoa; Mollusca; Bivalvia; Ostreida; Ostreidae. Gene Ontology annotation, molecular function: O-methyltransferase activity; S-adenosylmethionine-dependent methyltransferase activity. The record is from RefSeq and is a predicted model, not a curated record. The transcript is spliced from 7 exons.
GGACUGUGUAUAUUUAUGAGUUAUGUGCUCUUGAUAUUCUAAAAAUAUAGCAGACGGUUUGUGACAGAUAUUAUAUUAUCUUCAGCAUGUCAGCGAAGCCGGAUGAAGAUAUUCUAAACCACAAUUAUGACCCUGCUUACCGUCAUUUGUUGAAAGCAAAAGAAAUCGCCCAGAAAGAGAAUGUCUCUCCGGAACUACUGUCGGAAAUUAACAGAGCAAUUGAACUGUAUCAACAAAGACACACGUACUGCGAAGGUCAAACCACUCAGCCCAGUCAAGCUCUGGAUACCUUGAUCAAUGAAACACUAUGUUACCCAUGGAAGGACGCCCACAAAAAGGGAGAGAUUUCUUAUGUGGCAAGUCCUAGGAUGCUUUCCGGAAACAAGGAGGUCCAGCUCAUAAAAUCCAUAACCAGUGCGAGCAAGGCCCGCAUGGCUUUAGAAAUCGGCCUUUUUACCGGAUGUGCGUCACUGGGCAUGGCGGAGGCGCUUCCGAAGGAUGGUAAAGUGGUCUCUCUAGAGAUUGACAAAGGCAUCGGAGAUCUGGCCAGGUCUUUUCUUGACAAAUCACCAGCAGGGCAUAAAGUAGAAAUAAUUGUAGGGCCUGCUCUAGAAAGUAUGGGAAAGUUAGCGGCGAAUAAAAUGAAGUUUGACAUUAUUUUCAUGGAUGCCAACAAAGAUGGAUAUGUUUCGUACUACAAGACCAUUUUUGAAAAGGAUUUGCUGGCUUCCGGUGGAACUCUUAUUGUUGAUAACGUUUUAAAAAGCGGCGAUCCAUACUCGGGGGAAAAAUAUGAAUCAAACUCGUGGGCAAUAUCAGAGUUUAAUGAAGUGGUUCUACAGGACGAUCGAGUUCAUAAGGUGAUGCUUCCUGUUCGAGACGGUAUUUAUCUCAUCAGAAGAACAGAGGACACGGGGGACUGGCUUCCUUGACAGCUACCUUAAAAUAAUAAAAACCCUGCGGAAAAAAAUUUUCA